Molecule: messenger RNA, 1393 nt
Organism: Hordeum vulgare subsp. vulgare (domesticated barley)
Lineage: Eukaryota; Viridiplantae; Streptophyta; Magnoliopsida; Poales; Poaceae
Product: GDSL esterase/lipase At5g55050-like
Exons: 5
Coding region: 45-1163 (372 amino acids)
Molecular function (GO): hydrolase activity, acting on ester bonds
Source: RefSeq, a predicted model, not a curated record
CGAUCGCUCCGUAGUCCGUAGUACGUGGCUAGCGAGUAGUCAGAAUGGGUUCUGGUGGUGGGAUGGCCGUCUCUCGUGGAUUGCCUUGUGUCCUGCUCCUGCUGGAUUGUUGCUGGCUGUGCGAAGCCGGUGCGGGGUUGGCCCCGGCGCUAUACGUGCUCGGCGAUUCGCAGGCGGACGCCGGGACCAACAACCACCUGCCGACGGUGCUCAGGGCGGACCUCCCGCACAACGGCGUCGACUACCCGGGGUGCAAGCCCACCGGCAGAUUCAGCAAUGGCAAGAACUUCGUCGACUUCGUCGCUGAACAUCUGAAGCUGCCCAGCAGCCCUCCUCCGUACCUGUCCAUCUGCAACACCCCAAGCAGCAAUUCCAUAUAUCUGAGCGGGGUCAACUUCGCUUCAGGAGGUGCAGGAGUAUCAAAUCAAACAAACAAGGGUGAGUGCAUCAGCUUCGACUACCAAAUCGAUCGCCAAUUCUCCAAGGUGCAUGAAUCACUGGUGCAGCAGCUCGGCCAGUCUCAGGCAUCGGCGCACCUGAGCAGAUCGAUCUUCACCGUUGCCAUCGGUGGCAACGACAUACUCAACUACGUCCGUCCAAGCCUUGUGAACCAGGUGCUAAGCCCUUGUCCUCCAACUCAGUCUCCUGAUGAGUUCGUUGCCUCGUUGGCUCUGUCACUGAAAGACCAGCUGCAGAGGCUGUACAAACUCGGGAUGCGCAGGCUGUUCAUCAUCGGAGCAGCGCCACUGGGGUGCUGCCCGGUGCUGCGUGGGAAGGUGGCGUGCGACGGAGUAGCGAACUACAUGUCAUCUCAGUACAACAUCGCGGUGGCUUCCCUACUGCGGAACAUGAGCGACAAGUACCCGGAUAUGCUCUACUCCUUGUUCGACCCAUCCACUGCAUUGCUCGACUACAUCCGGCAGCCAGAAGCAAACGGUUAUGCUGUGGUGGAUGCGGCGUGCUGCGGGCUAGGGGAGAAAAAUGCCAUGUUUAGUUGCACUCCGGCCAGCUCCCUCUGCAAAGACCGGACCAACCACAUUUUCUGGGACUUUGUGCAUCCCACGGAGAUCACCGCACAGAAGCUCACGGAAGUUGCCUUCCACGGCUCAGCGCCCUUGGUGACACCAAGAAAUGUUCGGCAGCUUUGUGACACUGCCAUGUAGGCAAAGUUAUGCCUAUUGUGCAGUCAUUGUUGUUUUGUGACACAUGUUGGGCAUUUUCUAUAACUGCAUUUUCAUAACUGCAUGCUCUUAAGAUUUUCAUAUGUUUUGUGACACAUGCCCCAUAUUUUUGUCGUGUGCUACUUCGUGUGGGUGGGUUGAACUUAUGUUAGUUGUUGUGCUCUGGCGGUUUGCUUUAUAGAUAAAGUGAGGCAAAAACCUUUUUCGGUAAA